Diospyros lotus (date-plum) is the source of this 3553-nucleotide messenger RNA. RefSeq names its product alpha-mannosidase. NCBI's taxonomy places the organism in Eukaryota, Viridiplantae, Streptophyta, Magnoliopsida, Ericales, Ebenaceae. Gene Ontology annotation, molecular function: alpha-mannosidase activity; carbohydrate binding. The record is from RefSeq and is a predicted model, not a curated record. Bases 1 to 3225 code for a protein of 1074 amino acids. The transcript is spliced from 30 exons. Gene Ontology annotation, biological process: mannose metabolic process.
AUGCAGUUCAAAUAUGCUAUUAUUGGCUUUUAUCAUAUGCUCUGCUUGCAUCAGCUCAAAGAUUAUCCAUGGCUUGCCAAGCCGACUCCUUUCCUAUGGUUGAUUGAGGUUGAGAUGAGAAAAUACAAAUUACCAUUCAGGCUCAAAAGAAGACCCGUGAUUAAACUGAAAUUGAAUGGGUUGGGUUGUCUCGCUUUGCGCCAAAAAAAAGAAGAAGAAGCUUCAGCCCUCGUUUGGGCAUGGGUUUUGCUUUGUUCCCACGGAGCUGUUGAUGGGUACGUGAAAUACAACACUUCAAGCGUUAUUGUUGAAGGGAAAUUGAAUGUUCAUUUGGUUCCCCACUCGCAUGAUGAUGUGGGAUGGUUGAAGACGAUCGAUCAGUACUAUGUUGGAUCAAACAACAGCAUACAGGGUGCUUGUGUGGAGAAUGUGCUGGACUCGGUUGUUAUGUCUUUGCGCAGAGAUCCGAAUAGGAAGUUUGUCUUUGCUGAAAUGGCUUUUUUCCAAAGGUGGUGGGAAGAACAGAAUGUGGAAAUACAAGAAGAAGUUAGAAAGCUUGUCGAUGCAAGCCAAUUGGAAUUCAUAAAUGGUGGUUGGUGUAUGCAUGAUGAAGCAGCAUCCCAUUAUGUAGACAUGAUUGACCAAACAACCCUUGGACAUCGUGCACUGAGAACUCAAUUCAAUAUAACACCUCGUGCUGGAUGGCAGAUAGAUCCAUUUGGGCACUCAGCAGUGCAAGCUUACCUACUGGGUGCCGAGCUUGGUUUCGACUCUGUGCAUUUUGCAAGAAUUGAUUAUCAGGACAGAGCUAAGCGCAAGGAAGAUAAAUCUCUUGAAGUUGUAUGGCGUGGAUCAAAAACUUUUGGUUCUUCCUCUCAGAUCUUUGCCAAUGCAUUUCCUGUUCAUUAUAGUCCUCCAAAUGGAUUCCAUUUUGAAGUGGAUGAUGACUUCCUUCCUGUUCAGGAUAAUCCUCUUCUAUUCGACUACAAUGUUGAACAACGAGUAAAUGAUUUUAUUAAUGCUGCAGUUACUCAAGCAAAUGUGACAAGGACAAAUCAUAUCAUGUGGACAAUGGGAGAUGACUUCCAGUAUCAAUAUGCUGAGUCUUGGUUCAAACAAAUGGACAAGUUAAUUCACUAUGUUAACAAAGAUGGUCGCAUAAAUGCACUAUAUUCUACUCCAUCUAUCUACACAGAUGCAAAAAAUGCGGAAAAUGUAUCUUGGCCACUGAAAGCUGAUGACUAUUUCCCAUAUGCAGAUAACAUCAAUGCUUAUUGGACUGGAUUUUUUACUAGUCGGCCUGCCUUGAAGGGAUAUGUUCGUAUUUUGAGUGGAUACUAUUUGGCUGCACGCCAACUAGAAUUCCUGGCUGGAAGGAAAGCUGCUGGCCCUAAUACUUACAGUUUAGGAGAUGCUUUAGGAAUUGCUCAGCACCAUGAUGCUAUCACAGGUACUGCUAAACAACACACAACAGAUGACUACGCAAAGCGCUUAGCGAUUGGAGCUUCUGAGGCAGAAGCUGUUAUAAAUUCAGCUUUGUCAUGCCUCACUAACUCGACAUCAAAAGGCCAAUGUGCCACACCCUUGUUGACAUUGAGACAGUGUCAAUUACUUAAUAUAAGUUAUUGCCCAACAACUGAGGAAGAUAUUCCAGAAGGGAAGAGUUUGGUUGUUGUGGCCUAUAAUCCUCUUGGAUGGAAUCGUACUGAGACAAUAAGAGUUCCAGUUAAUGAUAGUAAUCUUGUUGUCCAAGAUUCCAUGGGUAAUACAGUUGAGGCACAAUAUGUGGAGUUGGAUAGCGUUACAAGCAACUUAAGAAACUUCUAUACCAGGGCUUAUUUGGGAAUUUCACCAGGACAAGCUCCCAAGUACUGGAUCUUGUUUCAAGUAUCUUUGCCACCUCUGGGUUGGAACACAUAUUUUGUUUCUAAUGCAUCUGGAGAAGGUAAAAGCAGAAGUGCUUAUGUCUCAGUGGCGGAUGUUCCACAGAAUGACACCAUUGAAAUUGGACCAGGAAACUUGAAAAUGUCCUUCUCUUUAGCGUCUGGACAGCUCAAAAGGAUGUUUAAUUCUAAAAUGGGGGUUGAUAUACCAGUGCAACAAAGCUAUCUGUGGUAUGGCUCAAGCGCUGGUGACACAGAUCCUCAGUGUUCUGGUGCGUACAUUUUCAGGCCAAAUGGAGCCCCUCCUACUGUGGUUUCACGAUCUGUGCCCUUGAAGGUUGUGCGUGGAACUCUGGUUGAUGAAGUUCAACAGCAAUUCAGCUCGUGGAUCUAUCAGGUGGUCAGACUUUACAAAGAUAAAGAGCAUGCUGAAGUUGAAUUCACAAUUGGUCCUAUACCUACGGAUGAUGGUGUUGGUAAAGAGGUCAUUACACGGAUGACAGCAAAUAUGGUCACAAACAAGGUGUUCUAUACUGAUUCCAAUGGGAGGGACUUUCUAGAACGGGUUCGAGAUCAUAGAGAGGACUGGCCACUUCAAGUUCAUCAGCCUGUUGCAGGAAAUUACUAUCCGCUCAGCCUUGGAAUUUAUACAACAGACAAUAAAUCUGAAUUCUCGGUCUUGGUUGAUCGAGCUGUUGGUGGAGCCAGCAUUGAAGAUGGACAAGUAGAAAUAAUGCUUCACAGGCGCAUACUCUUUGAUGAUUCCAGAGGUGUUGGUGAAGCCCUUGAUGAGACAGUCUGCACUGGAAGCAGUUGCGAAGGACUUACGGUUCGAGGAAAGUACUAUGUUAGCGUCAAUCAGCAAGGUGCUGGAUCACAGUGGCGCCGGACAACUGGCCAGGAAGUUUACUCACCCAUUCUUUUAGCCUUCACACAUGAGAAAUUAGUAGAUUGGAAAGCUUCUCAUUUGACUAAGGGAACCCCCAUGGAUGCAAACUACACUUUACCUCUUAAUGUUGCAUUAAUUACUCUUCAGGAGCUGAGUGAUGGAACUGUGCUCCUUCGCUUGGCACAUUUAUACGAGGCCGGGGAAGAUGCCGAGUACUCGGCACUAGCCAAAGUUGAACUGAAGAAGAUGUUUGCUCAAAAAACGAUCAAAGAGGUCAAGGAAAUGAGCUUGUCUGCAAACCAAGAGAAGUCUCAGAUGAAGAGAAUGACUUGGAAAGUUGAAGGGGACAAUGGAGAUGAACCGGCUACUGUUAGAGGUGGCCCUGUCGACAGCUCAACUCUUGUUGUCGAGCUCGGUCCCAUGGAGAUUCGGACCUUCCUGUUGACAUUUUAGGGUCUUUGCUCCUUAUAUGAUCAGUUCUAGUGAAAUCUCGACAACAAUGACAGAUUUUUUUUUUUUUUUUUUUCUGGAGAGUGCAUCUCCAAUGCUUGAUGCUUUUGGUUCAUUGCCUUGUUAUCUUGUGGCCAAUAAAGGCAAAAAAUGAAAGAAAUAAUGAUUGCAUUGUGAAGCUAUAAGAACAGACAGAACUUUCUGGCAACCAAGCCGCAAGAACCGAUUCCCAGUUAAUUAUGUUGCUGAAAUCCUGUCUAAAUGGAGGACUGAAGCAAUGCUUGUUUGGAAAAUGGUACUUGUAUCUCAAGAAAUGAGUUUUGCAUGACAA